GUCAAGAGCGGCCGCCGGUUCACUAUGAAGCUGAUUAUACUCAUAGGUUUGGUUGCAGCAAUCUGCAAUGCCACGCCUCGGCACUCGAAAUUUCCCGAUGACUUCUUGUUCGGCACAACGACCGCUGCCUACCAAAUUGAAGGAGGAUGGAACGCAGAUGAUAAAAGUGAAAGUAUCUGGGACCGUCUGACGCACACACGGCCUGAUCUCAUCAAAGACGGAAACAAUGCUGAUGUCACAGCAAACACCUACACAUACUACAAACGCGAUGUCGAAAUGAUGAGAGAGCUUGGUCUGGAUGCUUACCGCUUCUCCCUGUCCUGGUCAAGAAUUCUACCAAACGGCUUCACCAAUCACAUCAGUGAAGCAGGCGUUGCAUUCUACAACAAUUACAUCGAUGAAAUGAUAAAAUACAACAUUACGCCGAUGGUAACGCUGUACCAUUGGGACUUGCCCCAAAAACUGCAGGAUUUCGGUGGAUUUUUGAACCCAGACUUUCCUCUUUGGUUCGAACGCUAUGCGAAGGUCGUUUAUGAGAAAUUCGGCGACAGAGUCAAGCACUGGAUGACGUUCAAUGAGCCGAAAGAAAUCUGUUUCCAAGGUUAUGGAGACGUUAGCAAAGCUCCCAUUCUGAACAUAACUGAUCUCGGAACGUACGUCUGCGCGAAGAAUCUAGUCCUCGGGCAUGCCAAGGCUUAUCACGCUUAUAAUAACCUCUUCAAGCCAAGCCAGGGAGGUGUGUGUGGUAUCGUGAUUAGUGUCAACUGGAUGGGACCUUUGACUGACUCAGAAGAAGACCACUUUGCUGCUGAAAUUGCAAGGCAAGCGGCAUGGGGUUUGUACGCCGAGCCAAUUUUCUCUGAACAAGGAGGCUUCCCCAAGGAACUCUCUGAGAUAGUUGCGAAGAAGAGCGCUGAGCAGGGCUACCCCACAUCCCGCUUGCCAGAACUGAGCGACGAACAGAAGGACCUGAUACGAGGGUCAGCGGAUUUCUUUGGAGUGAACCACUAUACGUCGUUUUUCAUAUCAGCUACUGAGAAUAAACAGGUCCAUCCUGUACCUUCUUUGUAUGAUGAUGUGGAUGCUGGGGGUUAUGUGCCACCGGAGUGGCCUCAAGCGGAAUCUGAUUGGUUGAGACUGGCACCGGACAGCAUUUACAAUGCACUGACGCACCUGCACAAGAAGUACAACGGCCCAACAUUCUACAUAACAGAGAAUGGCUGGUCACAAGCCUUGGAAGAAGGUCUUGAAGACGACUCCAGAAUCAAGUACCACAGAGCCGCUCUGAACAGCGUGUUGGACACCUUGGAUGCUGGUGUGGACCUUCGCGGAUAUAUGGCUUGGACUUUGAUGGACAAUUUCGAAUGGAUGGUGGGAUUUACGGAACGCUUCGGUCUGUACGAAGUGGACUUCACCAGUGAGCAGAAGACGCGCACGCCGAGGAAGUCUGCGUUCAUAUACAAACAGAUCAUCAAGACGCGAGUGAUAGAUCCUGACUACGAGCCCGACACUCGCACCAUGUGGAUCGAUGAAGGGCAUUAAGACGACUGACUAAUGCCCGUAUUCACAAUCGUUUCUAUGAGGCCUCACAAUGCGCUCGAACGCACAGUGUAGGUUCCACCAAUCAGAUGACUGUGUCACGUCAAUUUACAAUGAUCUGAUUGGUGGAACCUACACUAUGCGUUCGAGCGC
This is a messenger RNA of Maniola jurtina (meadow brown), 1692 nucleotides long. Its product is annotated as myrosinase 1-like. Bases 25 to 1542 code for a protein of 505 amino acids. Lineage: Eukaryota; Metazoa; Arthropoda; Insecta; Lepidoptera; Nymphalidae. The transcript is spliced from 6 exons. Gene Ontology annotation, molecular function: beta-glucosidase activity. The record is from RefSeq and is a predicted model, not a curated record. Gene Ontology annotation, biological process: carbohydrate metabolic process.